Xenopus tropicalis (tropical clawed frog) is the source of this 1429-nucleotide messenger RNA. Its product is annotated as mucin-4-like. The coding region runs from base 50 to 1429 and encodes 459 amino acids. NCBI's taxonomy places the organism in Eukaryota, Metazoa, Chordata, Amphibia, Anura, Pipidae. The transcript has 6 exons. Gene Ontology annotation, cellular component: membrane. Gene Ontology annotation, biological process: cell-matrix adhesion. The record is from RefSeq and is a predicted model, not a curated record.
CUUGCUUUAUCCAUACGGAAUAACUGUUGGCGACUUAAAAAUCCCAGCGAUGAGCACGGAUGUAACCUCCCCAUACAUCAAGCCGCCCACAGGGUUCCCCUUUCUCGGUCAGACCUAUGAUAAUAUAUAUUUUUCAGAUAAUGGACUUGUUCAUUUCCCGCCAUUGAAAGUCAAUGAGAAAUACUUGUUCCCAAACCCCUUUGAUAAGGGCUUUAAAGGAGAUGAAAUCGAAGCCAUGCUGGCUGUGUUCUGGGACGACGCCGACCUGACGCUGGGAAAUGGGUCACUUUAUUAUCAGACCUAUUCAGCCUCCAAUGAGAAGGAUUUCUACUCCCAAAUCAUUUUUAACAGAACUUUUGAUGAUGUCAAUAAAUACUUCAAAAGCCUUAAUACCGUCUUCUCACCAAGAUGGAUCCUAAAAAUAACGUGGGACGGCAUCUUACCCGUAUCCUUCCAGAGAAUCUUGGAAAAUGAGACUAACACAUUCCAGUGUAUUCUAACGACUGAUGGGAAUCUCUCCUUUGCAUUAAUGAAGUAUGAGAAGAUGCAGUGGGGCCCCGGGCAGAGGGUCCAUCACAGAGCUCUGAUUGGCUACACCAAUGGGGCAGGCGUGUUCUACAAUGAUCCCCAGACGCAGAAGUACAAUACAUAUGGAGCCGAGGGAAGAUACAGGCCCCAUACAGUAAAAGGGAAUACAAAUGUAACUGGGUUUUGGGCUUUCCGUUUGGAUACCCCAGUCAGUAUGAACAGAACCAACUUCCAGAGCAAAUGCUGGAGCUGGUAUUCUACAGAACCAGACCAUUUCACAUGGAGUGUUGCUCUGCCGCCAUGUCCAUGCCUCAAAUCUCAGGCUGCCAAAGACAGAACGUUUAUCUCAGAGACUGUUCCUUCCUCCAGUGCAGAUCUAAUAAAGAGCCUAAGGGGUCAGCAGUGCAAUGGAACAACCUUUCAGUCCACCCUGCCCAAUCAGUAUCUCGCUGGGCGCCGAUGUGUAUAUGAUGCAGAUGGAUACCUGAUAAAUGGCUUCAGCGACCGUUUCUUUGUCUAUGACUCCAAUAUUAAUGGAAUUAAAGAUCACAUAGAUAAAGACUUGCUCCCGUACCAGUGGUGCUGUAUUAAUUCUCCUUUGUGUCAUUUAUACAAUGAGAAACGACCCUUCGACACAUGUGCUGAGUAUUCUUCUCCAGGCCUCGGGCAAAUAUAUGGGGCUAUGCAUUUAUCCACCUUUGACGGUCUGGACUAUACAUUCAAAGGCCUGGGAGAAUACGUCAUUGUCAGGCUUUCUUCUGCCAAUGGAGUCAAUAUAUUCACUCUCCAGGGGCGCACAGAGAAGCUUCCACCAAACUCUGCGUAUGGAAAUACAACUGCACUCAAGCGCCUUGCUGCGUUCUAUCAGGGCACUCUCAAAGUAUGUGAAAUGGGCAUUUAG